CAUGGAAACCGACCAGUGCGCAUUCUGACUUCAGUCUGGCAGACGGUCCCAACCUGCCCGGUCGGCGCAGGUGUGUCCGGCGAACGAACUCCACGCACGUACACACACACACACACAUACAGUACGCGCGCGCAUACACACACACACAGACUCUGGUGGUCGUUGUUGCCAGCCGCGUUCGGUCGGCGCCGCGUCCACGUCGUCGUGCGGAUUCCCUGGAGGUCGUCGUCGAGGUCGCGCGCGCGCGGUGUCGUGCGUGCACGAUUUAUACUUGCAGAGGUGACGGAGAGAAGCUGGGAACGCGCACGAGAGUGUCGAGAGGGUCGCGUUGGCGGGGCCGAGCCAGGAUUUAUGGAACCACCCCAUGGAUAGUAACAUGUCAACUGCCGCCUUCAUGCACCGGUCCGGUGGCUCCUCCAGCGCGUCAAGUGCUGGCACGGGAUCAUCGACCGGUGGAGGUCCUGGGAACCCGGCGGGAGGCGGCAGGAUGGCCGUCAUCGGCGUGACCAGGAACGUACGGCUGAGGCGUCGCGGUAACGCCGGCUUCGGCUUCUCGUUACGGGGUGGACGGGAGUACGCCGCCGGGUUUUACGUCAGCGACGUCCAACCGGGUGGCGAGGCCCAUCGGAACGGACUGAGGGUGGGCGAUCAGAUCUUACGGGUGAACGGCUAUCCGGUGGAGGACGCGGUGCAUCAGGAAGUCGCGCUGCUGGCGAAGAAUCAGCAAGUCCUGGUGCUCAAAAUCCGAAGCGUAGGGAUGAUACCCGUGAAGGACAACCCGAACGAUCCGGUUACCUGGCACAUGGUGCAGCAACAGCAACAGCAGCUGCAGUACAACGAAACUGGUUUAGGCGGCGUCCCGAGCGCAGAAGUCAGAAUUCGGAUUCUCGUCGGCGAAAAGGGUCGGCUGGGAUGCGGCGUUUGCCGGGGCAUCGUACCGGGUCUCACUGUCCAGGGCACGAGGGAGGGCGGGCCGGCGCGAGCGGCUGGCCUCAAGGCCGGCGACGUAAUAAUCUGGUGCAACGGCCAACGACUCACCGAUCUGCCGUUCGAGAGGGCCAUCGAGGUGAUGCGCAGUUCGGCGAUCCUCGACCUCGUGGUGCAACGACCUACGCCCAAUCACCUUUACGACUGCCCCGAGCCGCUGUGGACGCGCGGCUCCAGCGGCUACGACUCCGAGACGUCGAGCGUGGUGGCCGCGAGCCCGCCGCCCCAGCCGAACAACCCGUCGUCCUCGCCGCAGCACCAGGACGGCAGGAUGCACCAGCGGUAUCCGCGCGACGACGCCUGCAACAGAAACGGCAGAAUAUGCUGUCCUCUCGCGCUGUCCACCAGCAGCUGCAGUUCCUCCUCGGAAUGGGCGCAUAUGGAGCAGGCGCCGGAAUGGACGCGAAAACCGAAUAACACGACCGUAAUUCGUGUUAAUCAGAGCUCGAACCAGAACCAGAACCAGAAUCACCGGCCUAUACCGGGCGGCCAGUAUCACUUCAACCCGCGCGGCAAUUAUGAGGAUGACAUCGACAACGAGCCGCUUUACGAUCCCGUGGCGCCUAGGAUCGACUACGAGGUGCACGAUUUCGACGCGAAUCCGCGGGACGAGGCUAAUCGGCGGCUGGCUUACCGGCGAGAUAACGUGCGACAGCAGGACGUGAUUUACGACGGACCCGCGGACGACUUGCCCAUGUACCAUGGCUCCAAAGAGAACGGCCAAGCGGUCGGCAAUCGAUUGGCAGACCUGCAACUCAUGCAAAGACAGAGCGAGGCCGAGAGGAAGACGAUAACGACUGUGGAAGUGCAUCAGUCAGUUUGUCCACCUGCACCACCUCCGCCGCUUCCUUACAAAUGGCCAGCAGAGACCAAACCGAUGAACGCCAUGGGUAUGCAAAUGGGCAGCACCAUGUCGAUGGGCAGCACCGGCUCCACGGAGACCGAAUCGAGCCUCGAGUCGUCCUGCAGCAAGGACUCCGCCUCGACAUCGUCGUCGUUGUCGACGUCGUCCUGCGAGCCCGCGUCCACCGUGUCCUACGGCUCAGCCACCGGCGGGUCCAGCAGCGUCGCCAGCAAACCGUCGGAGACUUCGACGGCCGCAUACGCGACGCCGCGCAACUGCGCUGCAAGGACCUCGCCGAUCGCCAGCACCGAUCUGAGCACCGCCAUCACGCAGGAGCUGCAGAGGCGAGCGCAACAGAGAAUGAACAAUGCCGCUAAAGCGGAAGCACCAAAGGAAAAAACUCCGGACAACCGCAAACCUCAGAAUCCUGAGGCUCUAAGGUCGCAGGAGCAAAAAGUCACACACGAUAAGUUGAUGGAGGAGUUUAAGCGUGCACACCAAAAGAUGUUCAAUUCCGCUCAGCAAAAGGCACAGGCCGCGGAUCAAGUUCCCGAGAAGGAACAAGAGAAGAGGAUGCUCAACGGGACCUCGUCAACAGCAACGACGACAACGACCGCAGCAUCGUCGGCGGCGGCGUCGACGGGUGCUCCGGUACCGCCGCCGCCGCCGGCGCCUCCUCCACUUCCGCUUCCGUCGAAGAGUCGCGGAAACGACGACUCGGUGGAGAUGCAGAGCAUCGAGUCCUUCAAGUUGAAGGAGACACCCAGCACGGUACCGAAGCCGCCGCCGACGUACUUCCCGGUGUCGAGUCCGUCCUUGGCUCCAAACGGAAGUCCGCGUCACAACGCCACCGGAGGUAACAAACCGUCGGUGGCCAACGGCAAGGACGCCGCGACGAGUCCGGUCGCGGAGCUCGCCAAGAGCUCGCCGGCGUCGGUCUCGCCGACCAACGGCGCCCAGGCGGCCGCCAAGUCGAGCGUCGGCGGCAAAGUGGCCAUCAGGAUAGGCGCGUACGAGGGUGAGACCAAGCAGCCGUCGAGACUGGAGUUCUUGUCGCAGCAGACGCGCGAUAAGAACGGCGCCGACGACGCGUCGGCCGCCAACGGUCCGGUCGUGUCGAGGCUGCAGAACGAGCUCGCGGCGACUCUGCAGAGGUCGAACCUUAGGAGAAAGACUGAAGGGGAAAACCAGUCGCCCGUGAAGACUAUUCCUGAAAACGCAGUGACGUCCAGCAACGAUACAACGAAUUCAGAGCCGAACAAAUACUUCCAAGGCAGCGUCGAGAAACUCGCGUCCGCUCUCAACAACAAGGUCACCAUCAAAGUGAAUCCGGAGAACGGUAGUCGAUAAGAGUGCAAUGCGCGCGGGCGGAUGUUCUCUCUCGGUCAGACGAACGUAGAAAAUGGAUCCUUGUACCUUCGUAAAUUUUGUACAUUUUUGCACGUUUCGCUAACCGUUUUGACUUUAUAUUAUAAAAGUGAAAAGGCGCUCCCGCUAUUGGUGAGGUUCUUUGACACACACACACACACACACAUACACGUACGUGUACGUGUACGUGUUUUUUUAUAUCUUAUUUAUUAUCGUAUUAUAUACUUCGAGUAAGGAGCGAAGGAGCUGAUUCUUAUUAACCGAGACAGGGUAUUACGACCAGUAUUUACCACGUAGUCCCUGUCUUUAAAUGUAAUCUAUCUGCGCGAUCGCGGCUAUGUACGAACCUUUAACACAGAAAACAAUUCGACGACACGUUGAAUUUCUGAAUAAAAACGACGAUACGUAAACA
This is a messenger RNA of Harpegnathos saltator (Jerdon's jumping ant), 3611 nucleotides long. RefSeq lists its product as uncharacterized. NCBI's taxonomy places the organism in Eukaryota, Metazoa, Arthropoda, Insecta, Hymenoptera, Formicidae. Gene Ontology annotation, molecular function: protein binding. The transcript is spliced from 14 exons. The record is from RefSeq and is a predicted model, not a curated record. Gene Ontology annotation, cellular component: stereocilia ankle link complex; plasma membrane; stereocilium tip. Bases 365 to 3181 code for a protein of 938 amino acids.